AUGAGGAAUAGGGCUACUACGGCGUUGAAAUACCCGAAAAUUCGACAAUCAUGGAGCAAAUGGAACUUGUAUAACCUCCAACGCCUCAGGGAGCGCGGAGUCAAGCGCCAAACAUUCUUCCAACAGAAAUGGUCGGCCAAGUCCAUGACCCGUGCCUACCACGGCGAGCAAGUCCGCGAGAGUCAAUGGGAGCGCAUGUUCAACCGCCGCGUCCGCAGUGUCAUCCCCAUGAACCCCCGCCGAAUGGCAGCCGAUGACGGAUCAGCGACCGCUGCUGGUCGUGGAGCAGGGCUUGAGCCUACGGAGGGCGAGCGCAGCACUGUCCAGGAGACGCCAUAUACGUCCAUGACAUAUGCUCCGUUGGAGCGUCGGCUGGAUGUGGCUAUCUUCCGGGCGCUGUUUGCGAGCAGUACGAGACAGGCGAGGCAAUUCGUUGUGCAUGGGGCUGUGACGGUUAAUGGGAAGAAGAUGCGACACCCCGGCUACCUCCUGAACCCCGGUGAUAUGUUCCAGGUUGACCCUGAGCGUGUCAUGUUCGCGACCGGUGCACCGAAGAACAAGUACGACCGUCGCGAGGCUCGCCUCGAGAAGAAACUCGCUGCAAAGGCCGAGGCCGAAGCUGCCGAGAAGGCUGCAGAGGAAGCCGCAGAGGAGGCAAAGGAGAACGAGGCGACCCCCGAAUCCGAAACCAAGGAAGCCGAGCCCCUCGACACCCGCAAGACGCUGCAACAGAUGAUCUCUCAUGCCAAGAACAUUAUGUCGGACAACAAGACAGUUAUGGCGGGCAAGCGCAAGCAGGAACUGCGCGGUUUCCAAAAGGCUGUCCGUCGUGUCAUGUCGCGAUCCAGCAUCACCGAAACACAAGCCGGCAACCUUGAGGCUCAGUUUUCUGAAAUCUUGAACCUUCUCAACGCCAAGCAGGCCUCGAGGAGGGACGCACAGGACAAGAAGGCGACAGAGGAUGAUGCGAAGGCCGCAUCCGAGUCCAAGGACACUGAGGGUCCCGAAACCACAGAAACCAAGGCCGCCGAAGUCGAAGCUACCAAGGAUGCUGAAGCUAGCGAACUUGCCGAAGCCACCGAGGGUGCCGCAGCUGCUGCCAACGAAGACAAGCCCACAGACGCCCUCACAGAAGCCUUCCGCCAGGCUACAUUAAACCCAGACGAGAAGGUGGACGUAUCAGAGCUGACGUGGACUGAAAUCGACGUGCUCAAGCGCGCCCUCGUCCAGAUGCGUGACAACCCCGUUGACAGCUCCAAGCCUUACGCUACCCCCUGGAGACCCCGCGACUAUAUGAACGCCUUUGCGUUUAUUCCGCGGUACCUGGAGGUCAAUCAGAACAUCUGCGCGGCCGUCUAUGUACGGCACCCCGUUGCCCGACCCGGAUUCUCAGAAGUACCGACACCGUUCAGUGAGGAAGUAUCGACUGGCGCCUACCAUUGGUACCUGAGACGGCGUUAG
This is a messenger RNA of Aspergillus calidoustus, 1461 nucleotides long. Lineage: Eukaryota; Fungi; Ascomycota; Eurotiomycetes; Eurotiales; Aspergillaceae. The record is from the annotation of a GenBank genome assembly.